AUGCCUGCCUGCCCACCGUCCUUUCUGCCGCCUACCCUCCUACCUGCCCACCCUCCUGCCUGCCUGCCCAACCUCCUGCCUGCCCACCCUCCUGCCUGCCUGCCCAACCUCCUGCCUGCCCACCCUCCUGCCUGCCUGCCCACUCUCUUGCCUGCCCACUCUCUUGCCUGCCUGCCUGCCCACUCUCUUGCCUGCCCACCGUCCUUUCUGCCGCCUACCCUCCUACCUGCCCACCCUCCUGCCUGCCUGCCCAACCUCCUGCCUGCCCACACUCCUGCCUGUCUGCCCAACCUCCUGCCUGCCUACCCUCCUGCAUGCCUGCCUGCCCACCGUCCUUUCUGCCGCCUACCCUCCUACCUGCCCACCCUCCUGCCUGCCUGCCCAACCUCCUGCCUGCCCACCCUCCUGCCUGCCUGCCCAACCUCCUGCCUGCCCAACCUCCUGCCUGCCCACCCUCCUGCCUGCCUGCCCAACCUCCUGCCUGCCCACCCACCUGCCUGCCCAACCUCCUGCCUGCCCACCCUCCUGCCUGCCUGCUCACCCUCCUGCCUGCCCAACCUCCUGCCUGCCCACCCUCCUGACUGCCUGCCUGGCCACUCUCCUGCCUGCCCACCGUCCUUUCUGCCGCUUACCCUCCUACCUGCCCACCCUCCUGCCUGCCUGCCCAACCUCCUGCCUGCCCACCCUCCUGCCUGCCUGCUCACCCUCCUGCCUGCCCAACCUCCUGUCUGCCCGCCCUCCUGCCUGCCCACCGUCCUUUCUGCCGCUUACCCUACUGUCUGCCCACCCUCCUGCCCGCCCACCCUACUGUCUGCCCGCCCUCCUGCCCGCCCACCCUACUGUCUGCCCACCCUCCUGCCCGCCCACCCUACUGUCUGCCCACCCUCCUGCCCGCCCACCCUACUGUCUGCCCACCCUCCUGCCCGCCCACCCUACUGUCUGCCCGCCCUCCUGCCCGCCCACCCUACUGUCUGCCCACCCUCCUGCCCGCCCACCCUACUGGUUUGUCUCCCCACCCUCCUAUCUGCCCGCCCUCCUAUCUGCCCAACCUCCUGCCUCCCCACCCUCCGGCCUGCUAACUCUGCCGCCUACCCUCCUACCUGCCCACCCUCCAGCCUGUCUGCCCACUCUCUUGCCUGCCUGCCCACUCUCUUGCCUGCCUGCCUGCCCACUCUCUUGCCUGCCCACUCUCUUGCCUGCCUGCCUGCCUGCCCACUCUCUUGCCUGCCCACCGUCCUUUCUGCCGCCUACCCUCCUACCUGCCCACCCUCCUGCCUGCCUGCCUGCCCAACCUCCUGCCUGCCCACACUCCUGCCUGUCUGCCCAACCUCCUGCCUGCCUACCCUCCUGCAUGCCUGCCUGCCCACCGUCCUUUCUGCCGCCUACCCUCCUACCUGCCCACCCUCCUGCCUGCCUGCCCAACCUCCUGCCUGCCCACCCUCCUGCCUGCCUGCCCAACCUCCUGCCUGCCCAACCUCCUGCCUGCCCACCCUCCUGCCUGCCUGCCCAACCUCCUGCCUGCCCACCCUCCUGCCUGCCUGCCCACUCUCUUGCCUGCCCACUCUCUUGCCUGCCUGCCUGCCUGCCCACUCUCUUGCCUGCCCACCGUCCUUUCUGCCGCCUACCCUCCUACCUGCCCACCCUCCUGCCUGCCUGCCCAACCUCCUGCCUGCCCACACUCCUGCCUGUCUGCCCAACCUCCUGCCUGCCUACCCUCCUGCAUGCCUGCCUGCCCACCGUCCUUUCUGCCGCCUACCCUCCUACCUGCCCACCCUCCUGCCUGCCUGCCCAACCUCCUGCCUGCCCACCCUCCUGCCUGCCUGCCCAACCUCCUGCCUGCCCAACCUCCUGCCUGCCCACCCUCCUGCCUGCCUGCCCAACCUCCUGCCUGCCCACCCACCUGCCUGCCCAACCUCCUGCCUGCCCACCCUCCUGCCUGCCUGCUCACCCUCCUGCCUGCCCAACCUCCUGCCUGCCCACCCUCCUGACUGCCUGCCUGCCCACUCUCCUGCCUGCCCACCGUCCUUUCUGCCGCUUACCCUCCUACCUGCCCACCCUCCUGCCUGCCUGCCCAACCUCCUGCCUGCCCACCCUCCUGCCUGCCUGCUCACCCUCCUGCCUGCCCAACCUCCUGUCUGCCCGCCCUCCUGCCUGCCCACCGUCCUUUCUGCCGCUUACCCUACUGUCUGCCCACCCUCCUGCCCGCCCACCCUACUGUCUGCCCGCCCUCCUGCCCGCCCACCCUACUGUCUGCCCACCCUCCUGCCCGCCCACCCUACUGUCUGCCCACCCUCCUGCCCGCCCACCCUACUGUCUGCCCACCCUCCUGCCCGCCCACCCUACUGUCUGCCCGCCCUCCUGCCCGCCCACCCUACUGUCUGCCCACCCUCCUGCCCGCCCACCCUACUGUCUGCCCGCCCUCCUGCCUGCUCACCUAUCGAUGGCGGUUGA
Molecule: messenger RNA, 2451 nt
Organism: Oncorhynchus kisutch (coho salmon)
Lineage: Eukaryota; Metazoa; Chordata; Actinopteri; Salmoniformes; Salmonidae
Product: proline-rich protein 36-like
Exons: 3
Coding region: 1-2451 (816 amino acids)
Source: RefSeq, a predicted model, not a curated record